This is a messenger RNA of Solanum stenotomum, 1098 nucleotides long. RefSeq lists its product as uncharacterized. Gene Ontology annotation, molecular function: protein dimerization activity; DNA-binding transcription factor activity, RNA polymerase II-specific; RNA polymerase II cis-regulatory region sequence-specific DNA binding. The record is from RefSeq and is a predicted model, not a curated record. Gene Ontology annotation, biological process: regulation of transcription by RNA polymerase II. Lineage: Eukaryota; Viridiplantae; Streptophyta; Magnoliopsida; Solanales; Solanaceae. The transcript is spliced from 2 exons.
AUGGUUAGAAAGAAAGUGAAGUUGGCUUUCAUGGAAAACAACACUAAGAGGAGAGUCUCAUAUAGAAAACGACAAGAGAGAUUCUUAACCAAGGCUCGUGAACUUAACACCCUUUGCGAUGUUGAAUUGGCUACCUUAGUCAAUAGCCCUUACCACAAUGAACCUAAGUUGUUUCCAAAUCAUGAAACUACUACUGGUAUCUUUACAAAGUUUAUCUAACUUCCAAAGGAGAAGAAAUAAAAAAACAUGAAAACACAAGAAAAGAUAACCAUGAAAAGGAACGAGAAAAUUAAGAAUGAACUUGAGAAGGUAAGGAAGGAAAACAUGAAAAUAGAGUAUGCAAACCAGAUGUAUGGAUUGUUGAAUGGUGAAGAGAUGCCCAAUAGUAGGCUUCCAGAAGAUCUCAACGAUCUCUGUUAUGUGAUCAAUAAAAACCUCAAGUUGAUAAAUGAUGGGAUCAAAGCAAAAACUCGUGAAGAAGGUUCUACAUCAAAUGCUCCUCAACCUAUUGCUGGACCGAUGGAUUCUGGUGGGACCAGCUUCGACAUGUCAUGGGCUCCUCUUUUGUCCCCUGUUGAUGCUCCAGUACUAUCCAAGAUUCCUCUUUUGGUUCCAUCUACUCUACCUAGUGGGACCAACUUCAAGAGGGCAAGGGCUCAUCUUAAUUUGGUUCCUGAUGUAACUCCAAUAUCGAUGGUUCCUCUGACGGCUCCAUUGAUAGCUCUUUCAAGCGAUCCUGCUCAAGUACCUCAAUUAAUGUUCCCUUUGAGGACUCUUCCUCAAACGGAUCUUUCGCAGGUUCCUUCUUUGUUAUCUUCACAAAGGUAUCCUGAAAUGGUCUAUCCAAUGGCUUAUCUAAUGUCUUCACCAAUGCUUAUUCCUCCAAUGGCACCACAAAUAAACUCUUCGACGAAUAUCCCCUCAAUGAGUGCAUCAGUGCCAAUGGAGAACAAUGUUAAUGGCUCAUUUGCCAUUCCACGGAGUCCUUUAUUUUCUGAGUUGUUGAGCUUGAAUGAUGAUGAGAUAAUGACUUUACUUGAUGAUACAUCUUUCGACAUUCAUGUUCAAGAUCCAAAUAACCACCACAACAACUUAUAA